Mangifera indica (mango) is the source of this 1087-nucleotide messenger RNA. RefSeq names its product alpha-ketoglutarate-dependent dioxygenase alkB homolog 6. The transcript is spliced from 7 exons. Bases 108 to 908 code for a protein of 266 amino acids. NCBI's taxonomy places the organism in Eukaryota, Viridiplantae, Streptophyta, Magnoliopsida, Sapindales, Anacardiaceae. The record is from RefSeq and is a predicted model, not a curated record.
AAGUAGAGGUGCCUCUCCAAUCAAUCUUUUAAAAAUUAAAGUAGACCCCCCUGGUGUGGGGUUGUCUCUAUAUUUUAUCAAGUAGAGUAGUGAUUUUUGAACAGGGAAUGGUAGAAAGAAUGGAUUUUGAUGAGUUAAGAGUUGGUAAUAUACCGUCAGUUAUGUAUGUUCCUGACUUCAUCUCCAGCACUGAAGAAACCCACCUCCUUAACAAUAUUUAUGGAGCUCCUGUAUCCAAAUGGAAGUCUUUGAAAAAUAGGAGAUUACAGAAUUGGGGUGGUGUUGUCCAUGAAAAGGGUCUUCUGCCUCAAGAUCUGCCUCCUUGGCUAACGAAUAUCACACAACGAAUACAUGAAAAAUUGGGGCUAUUUCCAUCCGCAAUUAAUCACAUUCUCAUCAAUGAAUACCUUCCAAACCAAGGAAUAAUGCCACAUCAGGAUGGACCCGCAUAUUUUCCAGUGGUAGCAAUACUGUCUCUUGGAUCACCUGUAGUGAUGGAUUUCACUCCCCAUUCAAAAUUUAGAUUAGACACAAGCGAAUUGAAGAACACUGUUGACACCAACAAUUCUAAUGAAGAAGUGUUUGACACUGAUCAGUGGAAGGAUAAUCACCAUCCUUUCUCGGUCUUAUUGAUGCCUCGGAGUUUAUUGAUCUUCAAGGACAAUGCAUACUUAGAUUACUUGCAUGGAAUUAAAGAUAAUGAUGUACAAGAAUGUGGUGGGGUUGUAAAUGUAAAUGAAAUUCAAGCAUUGAUGGCUCAUGAAGUUGGUUUGCCAUUAGAAAGCUCAGAAAAGGGUGUCGAAGUGAUGCGGGACAAAGAUGCCAAGAUUAUAACUAGAACUACAACAAGAGUUUCGUUAACAUGUCGGUUAGUUUUGAAGGUUCACAAAAAUCUGUUCAAGUUUUAGAAAUCUCUCAAAUAUACUUUGCUUUUGUAGUCAACAAGUUUAUAACUGAUUUGAGCAUUCACUUCAAAUAUUUCGCCAGGGCCUAUUAGUUAGUUACUUAGAAUAAAGAUGUAUUUGAACGAAAGUUGCAUAACUUCAUCUCUUAAACAUAAAGCAUAAGCACCAAUGGUAGCAGCAAA